GGGAGGAGGAAGAUGAGGGUGGCUGACAGCUGAGGAGGAGGAGGAAGAGGUUCCAUACACACAUACACACACACAUACACAGUAGCACGGACUGGCAGAGAAUAGGGAGAGACUGAGAGUGCUGGGAGAAGGAGGAGGAGGAGGCAGACAGGCAAGGGUGAGGGACUGAGAAGGAGAAGGACAGACAGACUAAGACAAACCAGACAUUGGCACAGUGAGCAGUAAGGACAGGGGGUUGUUUGUACAGGUGUAUGCAGGUUGGGCUGAGCAGGGACAGAUAUCAGACAGACAGACAGUGGGGUCAGUGUUGUCAGUGAAGACAUGGAAGGAGCCUCAUUUGGCGCUGGCCGGGCAGGUGGAGGAUUUGAUCCUGUGGAAUUCCUGAAGCAGCCUCAGACCAUCCUGAGAAUCAUCUCAUGGGUGUUCUCCGUUGUGGUUUUCGGUUCCAUAGUGAACGAGGGAUCAAUUAACGUGGACAGCCCUGAACUCUAUUGCAUCUAUAACAAAAACGACGACGCCUGUAACUACGCCAUCACCAUCGGAGUCGUCGCUUUCUUCGCCUCCAUCUGCUUCUUCGUUCUGGAUAUUUACUUCCCGCAGAUCAGCAGCGUGAAGGAUCGGAAGAAAGUCGUGAUGAUCGAUAUGGGCUUCUCAGCGGUCUGGACCUUCCUGUGGUUUGUGUCAUUCUGCUUCCUGGCUGAUCAGUGGCGGAAGACGUCUUAUCGGGUGCACCAAGGAGCUGACGCCGCCAGGGCCGGAAUUGUUUUCUCCUUCUUCUCUAUCUUCUCCUGGAGUGCACUGGCGGUGAAAGCGUUGCAGAGAUACCGUCUAGGAACCGACAUGUCCCUUUUUGCCGGGGACCAGUUUGGAUCUGCCCCCAACGCCGGAUACCCCGGGUACCCCACAGGCAGCGGGGUUGAAACCACCACAGACACCUAUCAGAGCCCUCCUUUUACCGAGAACAUGGACUCCAACACAAAGGACUACCAAGCGCCGUCUUACUGAAGCCAAAGAGGAACCCGAGGAUGUUUGGAUACAGAAGGAGCAGCUGUGCUGAUGAAUCUGCUGAAAACUCAAGUGUUCUACUUUCUAGAUGUGAUUUCCAGUGCUGGGUGAUUUGUUCUAUUAGUUAGAUGUACAGUCCACUCUGUACAGUGGUCUCGAUUGCUUGUGUGUGAUAUCUUCAAAAGGGGGUUUAAAAAUACAGUGUUCUCUCUAAGGAUUAUAAUUGGCAGAAGUCCUGUGCUGCCCUACCGCUUUGCAAAUAGAUUCUGUCAGCAGAUACCUCUUAUAAAGCCAAUAUUUUAGCCAGGAAGGAACUGGCACACCCCCAAUGAUGCCCUAAAUUACUAGGCCAGAUUCUGGCACCUUAUAAUGUCAUUAUAACACACCCGGAGGACUAUGGGAGGUGAUCAACCUGAAAAACUAUAGAUACUGAACCAGUUGAACUUUCAUAGUAGUAGCGGGCACUAUAGCAAAAGUAAACUACUUAUACCUUAAAGGACAAGUAAAAACCGAAGGUAUAGUGGUCCUUUUAGCGCACAUACAUUUAAAGGGGAAGUCAAGUCUAAAAUAGAAUAAGGUUAGAAAUACUGUAUUUUGUAUACUAAACAUAAACUUA
Messenger RNA from Xenopus laevis (African clawed frog), 1621 nucleotides. RefSeq names its product synaptogyrin-3-like (gene syngr3.S). The transcript has 4 exons. NCBI's taxonomy places the organism in Eukaryota, Metazoa, Chordata, Amphibia, Anura, Pipidae. The record is from RefSeq and is a predicted model, not a curated record. Bases 322 to 1005 code for a protein of 227 amino acids.